Cinclus cinclus is the source of this 2676-nucleotide messenger RNA. RefSeq names its product transmembrane protein 245 (gene TMEM245). The transcript has 18 exons. Bases 1 to 2676 code for a protein of 891 amino acids. The record is from RefSeq and is a predicted model, not a curated record. Lineage: Eukaryota; Metazoa; Chordata; Aves; Passeriformes; Cinclidae.
AUGGCUGACAGCGCAGAGCCCGCGGCUCCCGACGCCGGUCCCGCCGCGGCUCCGGAUGCGGGUUCCACCGCGGCCCCUCCGGGCUCGCCGGCGCAGGAGCGGCGGGCGGGCGGUUCCUCCGGCACGGGCGCGGCCAUGCCGCGGCUGCCGCUGGGCGGCCCGGGCGGGGCAGCGGGGAUGUCGCUGCCGCGGCUGGAGAAACCGAUCAAGCAGGCCUUCUACAACACCGGGGCGCUGCUCUUCGCGGGGCUGUGCUGCGGCGCCGCCGUGCUCGUGUACUUCAUCCUGGAGGCGUUCCUGCGGCCGCUGCUCUGGGCCGUGCUCUGCGGCACCUUCCUGCACCCCUUCAAGACCUCGCUGACGGCGCUGGGGCGGCGCUGGCUCGGCCGCCUGCACCGCUCCCGCACCCCGGUGCUGCUGGCCGCCCUCCUCCUGCCCAUCUGCUUCGCCAACUACGGCGUGGAGGCGCUGGGCGAGCAGGUGCUGCGGCGGCGGCGGCUCCUGCUGCUGCUGGGCGCCGGGGGACCGCUGCUCUACGGGCUCUACUGCCUGGGCAGCUCCCUGGGCGUGCAGGUGCUGCUGGCACAGGCCGCCCGCAUCAUCUGCCAGGGACUCGACUACUUCAGCAGCCAGUGGAUAUGGACAUUGGUAGUUGGUUACCUGCUGAUGGUUUCAUUCAAGUGGAAUGUAAGCACUGAACGUUACUUAAAAGCAGUCUCUGUUCCUGUCUGGGUUAUGCUGCUCUUUCACUUAGCUUCUGUGGCAGGUUCCUGGAGAAUUCCUGUAUUUCUGGUUAUAGUUGUUCUGAUGACUGUAGGCAUGUUGCAUGAACAACAGAAUGGAAAGGAGUCUUCUGGGGCAGAGCUUCCUGGUCAGAUGAUUUCCAUUGCUGCUUCAACAAUUGCUAUGGCAAUUUCAAUGACAGAAGAUGAGUCCAAUAAUGAACAUUCCUCCCAACCCUCAGGAACAACAGCAGACAGUGAUCAGCCUCCACCUCCACGAGCUUCAUCAUCUUUCAGUACCCCCUCUUCAUCAUCUGGGAACAGACAAAGACCUGAGAUUGGAUCUUUUCUUAGAAAAAAGAAAACUAGUGAUAUUUACUUUGUUACUCUUGUGUGGGCCAUUGUCAUUGUUCAGAUCUGGCUAAAUUUUUGGAUUGUACAGCUAUUGCCAGUGCCUUUUGCAGUUUGGGCACUUAAAAAGUUUGUGGUUCAUUUUGGAGUUUUGAACUUCAUGGCAAACCACUGCAAAAGUUGGUGGCAACUCAUUGAAAAUUUUGUGAAAGAACGUCAGGAAGCUCUUGCCCCACGGCCCAUCAGAGGACUUGGAAGUGUUAUGCUAAAGCUUGACAGUAAGCUGUGGCACUGGCUUAAUAAGAAGAUUAUCAUAUGGUUGGAGAAAAUGCUAGAUAAAAUAAUCAGCAUUUUCAUAAUAUUUUUGCUGGUGAUUGGAACCCUUCUGCUAGCUCUACUCCUUACUGCAAAGGUGCAUCAAGAGAGUGUUCACAUGAUUCAAGUCACAAGCAGCUUGAUCAAUGAGACAGUAGCCAGUCACCCAGAAUGGGCAAACUGGCUCCCAGAAGCCCAGGUCAUUCAGAAGGCACUCAAUUCUGCAGCUAACAAUGUGUACCAGUAUGGCCGAGAAUGGAUCACACACAAGCUCCAUAAAAUUUUAGGAGAAAAAGUAAAUAACACUGCUGUGAUUGAAAAACAAGUGCUGGAGCUCUGGGACAGGCUUUAUCACUCUUGGUUUGUGAAGAAUGUAACACAUUCUGGAAGACACAAAGGACACAAGUGGCACAUAAACCGUCAAAACAGCUGGCUUGGAGAUAUUCUGGACUGGCAAGAUGUUGCAUCGUUUGUUCACGAUAACAUCGAAACAUUUCUCUCGAUCCUGGAGUCUCUGUGGAUAGUGAUGAGUCGCAAUGUGAGCCUCUUGUUUACUACAGUUACAGCAUUAGUGACAAUCCUCUUCCACAGCGGGACAGCUCUUCUCAAUUUUGUGCUUUCAGUGGUGAUUUUUCUGACCACGCUUUUCUACCUGUUGAGCUCCAGUGAUGAGUAUUACAAGCCAGUAAAAUGGGUGAUAAGCCUGACACCUUUGUCUCAGCCAGGGCCCUCCUCAAAUAUAGUUGGCCAAUCUGUGGAGGAAGCAAUAAGAGGUGUGUUUGAUGCUUCCCUCAAAAUGGCUGGGUUCUAUGGACUCUACACUUGGCUGACUCACACUAUAUUUGGGAUUAACAUAGUCUUCAUACCAUCUGCAUUAGCAGCAAUCCUUGGAGCAGUGCCAUUUCUGGGGACGUACUGGGCAGCAAUCCCUGCAGUCCUAGAUUUGUGGCUUGUGCAAGGACAGGGAUGCAAAGCCCUUUUGCUCCUGGUUUUUCACCUCUUGCCAACCUAUUUUGUAGAUACAGCAAUUUAUUCAGAUAUAUCAGGAGGUGGUCACCCUUACCUGACAGGCCUUGCAGUAGCUGGUGGAGCAUAUUACCUGGGACUGGAAGGGGCCAUCAUAGGACCAAUUCUACUUUGUAUACUUGUGGUUGCUUCCAAUAUAUAUAGUGCCAUGUUGGUGAGUCCAACAAAUUCUGUGCCCACUCCAUCACAAGCAACGUGGCCAUUACAGAUUUACCGGUCACCUAGAGAGAGUCCCGAGGAGGUGAAAAUGUCUGCAGAGUGA